UGCGCUAGCGGAGGGCUCGGCCUUGCGAGUAUCAGGUUGGUUCGCGGAGAGGAGGUUUGUGUAGUCAGCUCUUGCACAGGGAUUCAACGAGAAUGUGUUGCUGACAUAAGAGAGUAGAGUUUCCCUAGCCACGUAAGUACUAUUAAUACACCACAGGAGAUGAUGUCUUGCUGAAACUAGGGAUCGGCCCGGGAAAAAGGCCAUCCCUUCCUACCAGCUACGCAUACAUCGGCUUUCGAAUCUGGUCUCAAAGGAAAACCCAGAGGGAAAAAAAGAAUUUGCACUUCAGUACCUGAUUUUUAUUAUCAAACUAACAGAAGGACUCGGACGUUUUUGCAUCGUUUUUAGCCUUGCUGGAUAUAUAUGCAUUCUGUCAUCUGGAAGGCCAAAACCAGCAGGAAAUCUGAAACCAUUGAUCUAAUAUUAUCCUCGUUUGCACUUUCUUGGCACUGCGGCGCCAACGGUUCCAACGAAUUCAUUAAUGUUCCAUUGCGGCUUAGGUUUCUGCACUUGCUUUUCUCAUUCUGAUUUAGUUCAUGUACCUUUUUUGUCCUUUUUAAUAUAUUGGAAAGCAUGAAUAACAUUUUUCAAUAGUAACGACCAAAAGCAGUACUGAAUGACCUUUUUUUCCUUUUCGCCAGUCAAAUAAUUUAGGAGUUUGCUUUUCAGGGAAAGGAUCCAGACGCCAUCUAGAGUUGGAAACCUGAUUCUUUGCCCCUUCCAUUAACUCCCUCUCUUUUUUUAAUAGAAGUUCGGUAAUGCAUUACCUGACUUUCCUUUUUUCCCCGAUCUGUGAAACAGAUCAUUUUUUUCCGUGCAAGCCUCAUCUCAACGUGAACCAAUUUUAAAAAGAAAGAACCUUAACAUUUGGAGUGGCAGCUUUCAUAUUUCUUCAAGACAAUAGAUACUUGGCGCACUGUUCUUUUCAUUCCACUUUGAACAUUUUUUUGUCUAUACUAAUGUGCCAACAACAACCAGUGCUUUUAUAAGUGUAUAUCUGCAGUAGAUCUGCAUUUGUACGGUGCUUCUCUAUAAACAGACCAUCCAACUGUGAACCAGUAGACGUGGACUUAUAAAUUUGGAUCACUGAGGCCACUGCAAGGCCGAACACGAUCUUCGGUAUUAUAUCCUUUCCACCCAAUCCGGACAGAAGUAUCAUUUUGUUUUUGGCCUAUCUUAUACUCAUGAACAUACAGAGAUCAAACCCCAUUAACAUAACGCGUUAUGGGAGAUCGAGACACAAAAAUCACGAUUUCGAGGAGCUCUCGUGUUUAAGGACAAGUGAAUCGAGUCAGAGUUUUAGUCCGAAUUUGGGAUCACCUAGUCCUCCGGAAACGCCAAACUCCUCGCACUGUAUCUCGUGCAUUGGGAAAUAUCUAUUACUUGAACCGCUGGAAGGGGACCACGUUUUCAGGGCCGCGCACUUACACAGCGGCGACGAGUUAGUUUGCAAGGUAUUUGAUAUUGCGCGAUACCAAGAAUCGUUAGCAGCUUAUUUUUGUCUGUCCUCGCACGAAAACAUAAACCAAAUUACAGAGAUUCUUCUUGGAGAAUCAAGGGCCUAUGUGUUCUUUGAGAAGAGUCAUGGGGACAUGCAUUCGUUUGUUCGAACCUGCAAGAAGCUGCGAGAGGAGGAAGCUGCCAGACUCUUCCAUCAGAUAGCAUCUGCUGUUGCCCAUUGCCAUGACAGUGGACUGGUACUGAGAGAUCUGAAAUUGAGAAAGUUUGUUUUUAAGAAUGAAGACAGAAAUCUCAUUAAGUUGGAAAGCCUAGAGGAUGCAUACAUAUUGGAGGGAGAAGAUGACUCUCUUGCAGAUAAACAUGGUUGUCCAGCUUAUGUGAGCCCAGAGAUCCUAAACACAAAUGGCAGCUAUUCUGGCAAGGCAGCUGAUGUGUGGAGUUUGGGUGUUAUGCUCUACACAAUGCUUGUUGGACGUUACCCCUUCCAUGAUGUGGAGCCAAGUUCUCUGUUCAGCAAAAUUCGCCGUGGGCAGUUUAGCAUUCCAGAAACUCUAACUCCUAAGGCCAAAUGCCUUAUCCGCAGCAUCCUUCGUCGAGAGCCAGCGGAAAGGUUAACAUCACGGGAAAUCUUGGACCAUCCUUGGUUUUCCUCUGACGUCCAUGCCUCCAGUUCAGGCUAUGGUGCGAAUGACAAAGAUGCUUCUGAUCAGCUGGUGCCUGAUGUUAAUAUGGAAGAAGAGUUGGACACAUUUUUCAGCUGAGCAGCACAUCCGCCACUGAAAGCAUCUUGAUGAUGCUAUGGAUUUAGACUUGAGACAUGAAGGAGUCCAUCUAUACCCAUUUAAUGCACCCUAAAUCAACAUAGCUUGUUGGCAAGUCAGAGUGAUGGUUCCUGAAUAAGCUCUUAAAUUGCUUCAAAUCAUGUGAAAUGCAGAUAAAAUGUAGCAAACUUGAAGAGCUGUUUUCAAGUUAGAUUGAUGCUAGGUGGGAAAUUGCAAAAUAAUAUUAAAGGGCAGUAUGGAGCAUUGCAGCUUCUCAUCUCAUGGAACCAAGGAGGGCAUCUAUAGGGUACACCUACCAGUCAAUAUUGCAUAUUAUCACUCCAAGUUCAUGCCCCUUUUUGCUUUCUGUUUUAAACCUGCCCUAUUCAAAUACUCUCCCUGAAAACCUUAAAAUAUUUGACAAGAAAAUUAAUGGAACUUUGCCCUUUGUCUCUGCACACAUUUGGCAUUGUACUGUUAGACUUCUUUAUUGUAUCCCUUCUGUUAUUCAGGUAAUGAACAAUCACUAACAGAGUAAUCUUUUUCACUUUAUUUAUUAAUGUUAAACAGAUCAUUGUUUUUCAUAAAAUGCAUUAGCACAAAAAAAAAAACAUUGAGAUGAUAUGCGGGUGCUAAUAAAUUAAGAAAAAAGUAAUACAUCAGAAUUUCUGAGUUUUUUUAUUUUUAUUUUAUAAGCCUUUAUAUACCCUGUAUAAUACCACCUUAUUUCUUCAGACCAUCUCAUAAUGUUCCUGUUGAAAUUUUAUUUUUCCCAUGAAAGCCUAAGUGGUUACUCUUUUACACUUUUUUUUUUUUCUUCAUUCAUCUUUGUUGCAGUAAGUUACUAUAAUGUAAAUUUCUAUUUUUUCAGUUUGCCUGCAGGACUUUUAGUAUAAAAUAUACAGGGUUUUGAAAUACUUUCUUCCAGACUUACAGCCAUGCACUUAUUUUUUAUUUUAUUUUAUUUUAUUUUUUUGUAUAGGUGAAAAUUGCUGUUGGGCUCUGACUUGAUUCACAUGUCAAUGCAAGUUAACAAUCAGUAAAAUUAUUUAAUUAUGCAUAUUCUAAAUUGUUGGCAUCAAUACAAAUGUAAAGUUUAAUUUAACACACAUAUAUAAAUAUAUAUAUAAAUAUAUAUAUUUUUAAAUACAGGUAGUAAAUAACAUACAAUUUAUUUAAUAUUUUAUUUUUUAGGCUUUCCAGCUGUGAUGUUAAGCUUGUUUGGCCAUGUAAGACAUGGAACUCUGUAAAAGGCACAGAGUCAAAGCUUGCAUUAAAUUACAGAUUGCCUAAGAGAUACAUGGGCAACCUCAUCUGUUGGUGUAUUUUUUUUUUCUACCCAUUUGUAGCAAAUUAAACUUCCCUUUUCUGUUGGUAUUUGUACUAUGUUUAUUUGUAAUGCACCUGACAAAUGAUUUCUGAUAAUACAGACUCUGCAGACUGAAGACAGAAAGUACAUUUUUCUUCAUAAAACAUAUUUUGAUGGUGUACAUAACAGCAUGCUGAUUUUAUGGUUCAUACUGAAUGACUGCGUUUUACUUUUAAUGAAUGUGAAUUUCAUUAUCGAUUUCAUAUUGACCAGUGUUUUUCUAACAAUAGCAGUCAACUGUGUAAGAAUUCCGUAGCAGCUGUAAUAAACCAUCAGAAUAUAUUUUUAUCACUACAUGUUUUGUUGUUUGUUGUGGCAUACACCACAAUUCUGUUUUAACAAUAGCACUGCAAAUGUGCUUUUUAUUUUAUUUUAUUAUGAUUAAUUUUUUUUUUUUUUUAAUAUAAAUCAGAGGCCAGUAACACUCCUGUUGCAUUGCUUAUGACAAUGUGUUAUGCACUCCACAAAACUCUUCUACUUUUCUGUAUUUCCAACCCUGAAUAUUUUUUAACCAUUUGUGGGUGGGGGUUGAAAUGAGUCAUAGGUAUAACUAACUCUGUUUUCCAGUACCUCAUUUUUUUUUUUAAUUUUAUUUUUUCUUAUUACUGCCUGUACAAGUUCUGUGAAAUGGUCAUGUUAUGGGUAGGUACAUGUGGACUCUUGUAGUAUGUAAAUGUUACUUGAAUUUGUGCUUAUUAUAAUGUGUGGCAUGUGCAUACAGCUACUUAGCAUUUGCCCUUUGAAUGAUAUUCCCUGCUCAGCAGGAAAGCUUAACAAAAAAAAAAAAAAA
Polypterus senegalus (gray bichir) is the source of this 4381-nucleotide messenger RNA. It is a transcript of the gene trib2, whose product is annotated as tribbles pseudokinase 2. Gene Ontology annotation, cellular component: nucleus. The record is from RefSeq and is a predicted model, not a curated record. Gene Ontology annotation, molecular function: ATP binding; mitogen-activated protein kinase kinase binding; protein kinase activity. Bases 1185 to 2222 code for a protein of 345 amino acids. Gene Ontology annotation, biological process: protein phosphorylation; regulation of MAP kinase activity; positive regulation of proteasomal ubiquitin-dependent protein catabolic process. NCBI's taxonomy places the organism in Eukaryota, Metazoa, Chordata, Cladistia, Polypteriformes, Polypteridae. The transcript has 3 exons.